Molecule: messenger RNA, 4116 nt
Organism: Nycticebus coucang (slow loris)
Lineage: Eukaryota; Metazoa; Chordata; Mammalia; Primates; Lorisidae
Product: solute carrier family 5 member 4-like
Exons: 5
Coding region: 1585-2379 (264 amino acids)
Biological process (GO): transmembrane transport; sodium ion transport
Cellular component (GO): plasma membrane
Molecular function (GO): D-glucose:sodium symporter activity
Source: RefSeq, a predicted model, not a curated record
UCCAUUUUGUUUACUUCUUGGGACCUUCUAUUUAGUGGUAGACUCAGCUGUCCUCUGGUGUCUAUACCAUUUGUCCCCAUUUUUAUCUCUUGGUCAUUUUACUCUGCUUUCUAGGACCCUUCUUUAACUGUAUCCUUGUUUUACUGCUUUUGUUUUUAUAACUUUAGAGACCUCAUUUUUUGUUUACUGACUAUUCAUUUUGAUAAUCUGGAUUUAUUUUCUUUUAUUUUAAAUUAUUUUCUCUCUGAAGAGUAUCUGUGAACUUGAAGCUUAUAAUUUCACAAUUGUUAGCCAGAACCAUAGCCAGAGCUUUAUUUUCUGUAUGUAAUCAACUGCUUUUCAAAAAAAAAAAAAAAAUGCAGGCUCAGCACCCGUAGCACAGUGGUUGUGGCACCAGCCACAUACACAAAGGCUGGCUGGUUUGAACUCAGCCCAGGCCUGCUAAAACAACCAUGACAACUACAAGAAAAAAUAGCCAGGUAUUGUGGCGGGCACCAAUAGUCCCAGGUACUUGGGAGGCUGAGGCAAGAGAAUCACUGAAGCCCAAGAGUUUGAGGCUGCUCUGAGUUGUGACACCAUGGCACUCCACUGAGGGCAACAUAGUGAGACUCUGUCUCAAAAAAAAAAAAAAAAGCAUCAUUUUACCAUUAACCUGUGGAACCAUCUCUACUAUCUAUAAUUCAUCCCAGACAACCUGACUUGCAUCCUGUAAGUGGCCCUGUGUUCACCUUAGUUCUGAUGCCCAGCCCAGCUUGCCUGCCAGCAGGGCUCCCCUGCUCCCCUGCAGCUUGUGUUUUAUCUCCACGUACCUGCUUCCAGCCCUCAGCCUUAAAAUACCAUCUGCUUCCUCAGCACUGAAUUGAUAACCACUGCUGUCCUUGAUGACUCUCCAAGGACAAUCAAGCAGAAAAAGCAUUUCUAUUAUUUUGAUAGUCCUUGAGAAGAAAAAAUAUCAAGAAGUUAUGUCAUUAUGGGUAGAAGUCCUACAUUGCUGCAAAAUUCUUACUUAAGAGAUUGUAUAAUUUAAGUAGGGUUAUGAAAUGAUAUGCAUUCUUUUCCCCAGGACUGUCAUAUUUGAAUCAUGAUUGAUGAGGUUCUCAGAAUAUUCUGAAGAAAUCUAGGAAUGACUGUCUCACUGUUCUGUUCUAAUGGCUACCUGACCAUGGUGUUUCCAUGACAAGUUGUUAAUGUCCCAUGGAGACAACUGCCCCGUAACAAGGAAAAGGCAUUGAUGAAAGGCAUUGAUGAUGCCUCCGUGUAUUACAGACAUAAUUUAAACACAUAAUUUAUGGUGGAAUCAGAAGUCACAACUUUGUACCUGGAAGGGCACAUUACCAUUAUUGAGUUGCUGCCUGGGAGCUGUGAGCAUAUUUUAAUAGUAGCUAAUGUGUACUGACAUCUAUGUACCAAGGGUCCUACAUACAUUAUUCCAGAUAUUCAGAAGUCCUUGCAGUAGGGAAUCCUAUUUUAGGGAUGAGAAACCAGAUUCAAUUGCCUUUUAUUUUCUACUAGCCAUGACAUCAUUCUCAUUGUCAUGUUAAACUCUGAAAAGAGAUACUUUUUGAAAUCAUCCUCUGGUUGUUCAUGAGUGUUUUCCUGGCAGGUUAUCAUGCAACACCGUCUGUGCAGCAAGGACAUGUCCCACGUGAAGGCCGCUUGCAUCAUGUGUUUUUACCUGAAGCUGCUGCCCAUGUUUCUCAUCGUGAUGCCAGGGAUGAUCAGCCACAUUCUGUACACAGGAUAUUUAUUCUUGCAACAAUUGUCAUAAGCAUCCUGUGGGUCCCACAAGUACAGGCAUCUCAAAAUGGACAACUGAUCCAUUACACACCAGCAAUGGCUAGUUACCUUGGAUCUCCAGUUGCAGCUGUCUUCCUGCUCGCCGUCUUCUGUAAAAGAAUCAACGAACAAGGAGCAUUCCGGGGCCUAAUCACUGGACUUGUGAUGGGCUUUAUUCAUAUGAUCACAGAGUUUUCCUAUAGAACAGGGAGCUGCCUGGCUACCAGUGACUGUCCCAACAUUAUCUGUGGAGUGCACUAUCGGUACUUUGCCACCAUUCUCUUCUCUGGGACCACCGUGGAUGCUCUGGGAAUUUCUCUAUUAACAAAACCCAUUCGUGACGUACAUGCCCUGCAAUGUGAGAGACUGCAGUGUGUCACUCUCCUCUUAGAACGUGGUGCGGAUCCCAAUAUUACAGAUAUUACAGAUAUCCACUGUAACUGCGAUCUCCACAGCGUUAAUGUAGAGAUUACAACAAAACCCCCUGAACAUGGUGCCACUACAGAGGUAAUGAACAAGAGUUUCACCAUGUCGCCUUUGGUAGAGUGCUGUAGUAUCACAGCUCACAGCAGCCUCCCAAGUAAAAAAUUGAUAAUCCUGUAACAGGAGACAUCCCAUGGGCCAUUUAAUAAUUAGCAAACAAAGUUUAUUUGAAGCCUAGCUUUUCUUCACUCAGAAAACCUUUGUGAAUCAUUUGAAGCAGGAAUUACAGACGAAUUGGCAUCUGGGGUCUUGUCACCAUCAAUAGAAGACAGUCCUUUGAGUUGGUAUCACCUGGUGAAAUCCUCCCCCUUUGUUGGAAAGCUUUCAAACCUGUGUCACAGAAACUCUAAUUUCUCAACUGUUAGUGUUUGCCUCAAAAAUGUAUUGCCAAAGAGGGAUUAAGCAAAUUUAAGAGAUUGCUUUAAUAUUGCACAUAUAAUGGAAAGUUUGGUAAUAUUUCUCAUGCAUAGAUGAUCACAGAAACUUUGUGUUGGGGUACAUACUUCUUUCAGUUAUCUUUGAAAUCCAGUGUAAGAAAUGUUGAUCUGGGGUAAUAAUUUGGAUCAUUAACUCAAUAAAAAUACUGAAAAUGUUUACUACUAUAACUUAGGGUAGGGGGAUAUAGAGAUAUUAAUAAUAGAUACUGCCUCUGCCCACAAGAAGCUCUUGGUUUAGAUGAGAAACAAUAAAAUAAUUACAAUAUACUGUGGUAAAUGCUGUGAUAGAAGCAAAGAUUCUUGGAAGCUGUAAAUGUCUGAACUGAGUUUUGGAGGUAACCUGAGUUGAUAUGAUAAGGCAUGAGAGGUGUUUCCAAUGGAAGGAGUGGCACAUUGGAAAGCACAGAGUACUGAGAAGGAAGAGGCAACUUUUUAUUUAUUUUCUAUAUUACAUGUACAAUUUUAGGACCUUAUAUAAGGUUUUUCACUUCAGUUGAAAAAUGUAUAAUUUUUUCACUUAUUAUAUUAAUUGUUUUUGCUGUAUUGCAGAUGUUAGAAGUUUUAAUUAAGAAAAUAUACAUCUAGUUGAUGGUUGUAAGAGGUGUAGUAAUUAGUUCUUUUUUUCUAAACCUGAGUGGUGUUCUGGAGUGGUAAUACUCUCUCUCCUCAGAAAUGUUAAACGAACAAUAACAUUAACUCAUGAUUAUAACACAGAUUUUCAGUUACGCAGAAAAGCAGUUAUUUUGACUGGGCGAUAUGAAGGACAGUAUACAGAAGGAUUUAUCUUUUCUUUCAAUAUUGACUGAUACUUGUUUGUAACUUGGUGUUUUGGUGAUAUAUUAGCUGACAGGCUUUAGUUAGUUUUAUAAAAUGUGGACUUAAACUUGUAGUUUACUUUAUGACUUAAUACAAACUUCUUCACUCUUUCCUAGUAUUUUUCAACCUCUGUUGCUUAUAUAGUUUUCCUUUAGAAUGUUCUGUUCCCCAUAAAUAGGAGCUGGGAUUUUCUCUUUUGAAUGACUCAGUGAGUCUUUGCUUUAAGUUGUUUUCUAUGAAGAAUAUUGAUGUUAGAUUAUCCUUAAGUGACUAUUAAUUGCUAUUAGCAGAUCCUGUGGCUUCAUCAGCUUUUUUUCCAUGUUCACUUAUAGUGUAGUUCAAUGUUUUAAUUUUAUUUUUAUUAUUUAUUUAUUAUUACUAUUUUAUUAUCUUUUUUUUUUUUAGAGACAGAGUCUCACUUUGUCGCCAUUGGUAGAGUGCUGUGGCAUCACAGCUCACAGCAACCUCCAACUUUUGGGCUUAGGCUAUUCUCUUGCCUCAGCCUCCCAGGUGGCUGGGACUACAGGCACCUGCCACAAUGCCUGGCUAUUUUUUGUUUCAGUUUGUCCAGGGCCAGGUUUGAACCCAAUGCCCUUGGUAUAUG